Messenger RNA from Dioscorea cayenensis subsp. rotundata (Guinea yam), 721 nucleotides. RefSeq lists its product as uncharacterized. The record is from RefSeq and is a predicted model, not a curated record. The transcript is spliced from 2 exons. Lineage: Eukaryota; Viridiplantae; Streptophyta; Magnoliopsida; Dioscoreales; Dioscoreaceae. Bases 65 to 544 code for a protein of 159 amino acids.
AUGGCAUCUGGUUCAACCGCUUUAGGUUGUCACCGAGGGCGAGAAGAACCCACAGCUUUGCAAAAUGAUGCUGUUUCGUCGCGGCGGCGGCGGCGGCGGCGGCGCUGAUGGCGUUGCGGCGAGCUUGAUGAAGAUAGCGGCGAGGCACUUCUCGAGAAAGAGAGCAGAGAAUGUGAGGAAGAUCAAUCCCAAGGUUCCACGAGAGGAGGCCAAGGUCAUCGCCAAUGAUCUCUACCAGAUCAUCAAAGAUCAUGGUCCUCUCACCGUCUCCAACACCUGGAAUCUCGUCAAGGAAGCUGGUAUUAAUGGCGUGAAUAGCAAAACUCAUAUGAAGAUCAUGCUGAAAUGGAUGAGGGGAAGGGAAAUGCUGAAGCUGUUCUGUAAUCACCAUGGUUCCAGCAAGAAGUUUCUUGUUUCGACACUGCCUGAAGAGCCACAACCAGUCCUUCAAGAGAGUUCUUCGGUCCUGCCCUCGGAUACACAAAAGCCUUCACUGCAACAGAAGCUGCAUAAAAAGAAGCAUAUCAAAGAGCAAGCAUUGUGAGGAUUUAUUCAUAGCCUGGUGCUAUCUGGAUGGAAGAAUUAAACCUUUUUAUUUUUAGUUCAUCAUUUGCAACCAUAUCAAUCAAAUUGCUAGUAGUUGUAUGGUGAAUGUAAGUUGGCAUAUGAUUGCAGAUCAUAACUCAUAUAAAUCUUUCCGUCUCUCCUUUGAUUUGUUUAA